AUGGAAAAUACACAGUAUUAUAACAGACUUGUGGAGCUAAAUUUACUAGCAGAAGGUAUUUUUUGUAAAAACAAGCAGCUAUUGUUAAUCGAUAAUAAUUUGAAUGGUGUGAGAACAACCAAGGGUGGAUAUAGGAGAAAGGAAAUUACGAAAAAUGUCGGGAAACUAAGCACCUACAGUAAUUUAUUUUUGUCACUAAAUAAAAGCCAAAUUAAUGAUUAUUUAGAUAAUGUGGAGAAACUUCUAUCGGAAAAGAGGGACAAAGUAAGAGACAAGCGAAAAUUGCUCAUUAAUGAACUGGUAAAGCUAAACCCGAGUGUGACUGAAAUACCCCUAGAGGAAGCUAAGUUUUUACUAAGACAUUAA
Messenger RNA from Plasmodium malariae, 366 nucleotides. Its product is annotated as conserved Plasmodium protein, unknown function. The transcript has 2 exons. The record is from RefSeq and is a predicted model, not a curated record. Bases 1 to 366 code for a protein of 121 amino acids. Lineage: Eukaryota; Apicomplexa; Aconoidasida; Haemosporida; Plasmodiidae.